AGAGCACCGGGCACAUUCGCCGACAGCUUCAGCCGACCGACGUGUUCGCGUCAGGUGCGUGCUCGCCUGGCGACGCACGCACCCGCUGCCCAAGACGGCACACUCGACGUGGGGCUCCCCUCUUACCGGAGAGGAGGAGGAGGAUCUCGCCAUGGAAGCCCUCAAGCACCUGAUUAACAACGUGCCAGACUGGCUGAAGAAGCUCGACGAGCUCAACGGCCAGAUCGAGCAGCGCCAGAUCGAGCUGGCCAGACUGACGGAGGAGAACAACAAGACAAACUCUCCAGACGGCCCCUCGUCGUCUGGCGGCCCGAAGUCGGUGCGAAAUAGAGGCUCGACCGAGUCACUCAGGCCGCGCGAUGAGCCCGCAGCACACCCUGCCGACUCGCGACCGCAGCCCGGUGCCGGGGAAGCCGCCGGGACGCCGGCGGCGGCAAACGACGGCAACGAGCAGCCAGCCCCUUCCAGCCCGUCCGAGUCGCAGUCGCCAUCCGAAAUCCAACGGCAGACGAGCCAGGUGCGCGCCGCCGGCCAGGCACGCGCACGCGCGAUGCUCCGCAAACGGCAACGUACCGAUUCCGUCAUCAGCGCCGAGGGCGCAACACCCAAGUACCGAUCCCGCAGCAUGAUUAUCGUCUACUACGACAGUUACGUGCAGCUGUUCUUUGAGGAGCUGGUCAAGUUCGUCAGUGGGGGACGCAACAUGAUGCGCAAGGCUAAGAUGGCGGCCAAGGUGGCCCAGAUCAAGCGUCUAGCCGAGCUCGAGACGCCCGACGAGCAGGAUGACGCGCCCUCUACCACUACGACGACAACGACAACGACAGCGGCAGCGGUGCCGCCGCUGCCGACGACGACGACGACGACAGCAACAGGAAUUAUAGAAGUCGACAACCCGAUCACUCCCGCCCCCGCAGAGCCAGCCCCAUCCUCCCAACCCAUCGAGGCGGCCGAAGAGAACAAGCCAGCCAUGCACUAUGUCAGCACGCGCCGCAUGGGCGCCGGCCCGGGCGGCCGGGCGAUGCGAGCCAACAUGUACGGGCGGGUGGGCGCUGGCGGCCGGGUGAUGCGCGCCGGCGCUGGUCCCGCCCCCAUGCUCGGGGCAGACGGCAAGGACGCGGCGCCGGACGUCUACGACGAGCUGGACAAAGGAUUGGAAUACGUACAGAGCAUGUGCGAGCACGCGGCGCACCAGUUCCUGCGCGACGGUGAGUGCGGUGAGGAGGUGGCCAACAUCAAGCGCCGGCUGGCCGAGACCAAGGAGCUUGCCGACAAGGAGAUGGAGCGCAUCCGGCGCGAGGAGCCCGAGGCGCUGUUGAAGCACGGCGAGAAUGAUGCCACCCAUGGCAGGAGCUAUCGACCGCAGUCCAUGCGCAAGGCUGCUGGUAAGCCGUCUAGUUCAGCGGCCGGGGCCGGGCCUGAGGCCGGGGCUGCGCCGUCGCUGGCACCCGCUCCCGUGCUGGUCCCGGCUGAACCGACGGGCCCGCUGGAGGUAGAUGAAGGAGUCGAUGACGUGGAUAAGGAAGAAGCGCCCAAGUUGGUGUGGAGGAGCACGCGGAUGAUGCGUUGAUGUGUUGAGGGGCUUUGAGGAGGAGGGGUGGGGUUGUGUUCGCAGGAGCGGAGAGUUUCCCUUCUGGGGAGAUUAUGCCGGCGGCCGUGGACGAUGCGGGUGUUUCC
This is a messenger RNA of Thermothelomyces thermophilus ATCC 42464, 1674 nucleotides long. RefSeq lists its product as uncharacterized. The record is from RefSeq and is a predicted model, not a curated record. The coding region runs from base 152 to 1567 and encodes 471 amino acids. NCBI's taxonomy places the organism in Eukaryota, Fungi, Ascomycota, Sordariomycetes, Sordariales, Chaetomiaceae. The transcript has a single exon.